CUGGCCACUCCUAGUUAACAAAGGAAAAUUCCAAUAAUCAUAGUGUUACGUGGCAUCAGCAAGUGCAUGCGUAAAGAUUGCUUGCUGUGUGUAAUUAAUUUUUCCUUUUGCAAUGCAUCAAUAUGCAUUAAUGUGAGAAACAAUUGAUAACAUAAGCGUCUUUUUUUCUUGACGAGAAAAACGUAUUCGAUCGAUAGAUAAUAGAUACUUGCGAAUAUACGUCAAGUGCUAACGUUUUGCAUAUUAAACGUGUUAUAUGAAGCUUGGCAAAAAAAUUAAAUUACCACGAAUGAUAAGACUUAUUGUAAAUUCUCGCCUUAUCACAAGAAAAGACGAGAAUUAAGUCAUUCGACAAGAUAACAGAUUAUAUAAACCAAAGCAAUUUCAUGUUUCUUUCUUUUCAUUAUUAUUUCAGCUCUCAAAGUAAUGAUCAUUAAGUUGAAAAAAAAUUUAUUGCAAACGUGGAUUGUAGUAUGAAUACAUUAGUAUAAUAGUAUAGUAUUGUUGGAGACUCGUAUUAACUUAAAUAUUAUAUUAAACUUUAAAAAAUAGUCAGUAUUUUUUUCAAAGUAUCGCUAUAUAAGUUUCAUAUCAAAUAAGUGUCUUGAAAAGACCUAGAAAAAAAUCAUGAGCCAAAAUAAGAAUCGUAUCAAUUUGAAUGAAGUGAGUGACAAGUUUACGGAAGAGGUGCUAACAGAUAUUCUCUGUAAGGCGUACAAUGGGAAAAAAGUGCAACUGACAGAUUGGAAUUUUGGUGAAAGAUUUGCCAAAGGUGAUAGCUAUUUGUCUACUGUUAAUAAGGGUAAACUAUAUGGUAUUAUAGAUGGUGACCCACAGCAAAAUGUACAAGUUAAUUUUGUCGUGAAGUCUAUUCCAAAGAACAUUGGUAGAAGAAAAACUUUUAGAAGUGCAGAUUUUUUCCGUAAUGAAAUCUUAUUUUAUACACAGAUUGUUCCCAAGUUUGAAAAAUUCCUAGCAGACAAAGGACAAAGCAAUCUAUUGUGUAUACCACGUCACUUGCUUUCUUACACAGACGGUGAAAAUGAUUUUGUUGUCUUGGAAGAUGUCUCUCCCUUAGGAUUUGGACCUGCAUCUAGACAAAACUGCAUAGAUUGGGCAGAAUGUAUAGUAAUUUUGAAAACAUUGGCAAAAUUUCAUGCAAUCUCAUUUGCAUAUAAAGACCAGAAGAAAGAAGAAUUUACAAAACUUGCAAGUGUUUUAAAUGAAACCUACUUUGGUAUACAUAAUUGGAAUUGGUACGAAAAAUUUCAUAAAAAGCUAGUGGAUAUAGCUAAAAAUGCAUUAGCUAUUGAAUGUCCAAACAGUAAAGCUGAGAAGCAAUUCAAUUCCUACGAAUUUGGUAAAUUAUUCCAAAAGUGCACAGAAUGCUGUGAGAAAAAAGAUGCCUCUACAUCUGUUAUCUCCGCGGGUGAUUGUUGGGCUCCAAACUUUCUUGUCCGAGACAUCGGGCAAAAUCAAAAGGAAGCAUUAAUGCUAGACUUUCAACUUGCGCGUUGCAGCAAUCCCAUCAUAGAUUUAUCGUUCUUAAUUUAUUCAUGCACUUUAAAAUCAUUUCGUGAUCAGUACUUCAAUGAUAUAUUAAAAACUUAUCAUUCCGAAUUGAGCAAUGCUAUUAAAUCUCUUGGAUCUGAUCCAGAACAAAUUUAUCCAUGGGAUUUAUUUAUGAAAGAGUAUUUGCACUUGAAGCAGUUCCAUUUUGUCUGUUGGAUCCAUCUCAAGCAUUCGAUUUAGAUGCUAUUAUUAAAAAUGAUGAGGCAGUGGAUAUAUCUGAUGUAUGGACAUUGUCUAAUAUUAAAACAUCAACUGGAAGACAAAGAUUGACAGAUAUAAUAGUUCAUGCUGUUGAGAAUGGAUAUAUAUGAUAGAUUUAUAUAGAUAUGUAUAAUUUUUAUCCACUUUUAUGCACCAUAGACAGAAUUAUAUGAAUAUAUAUGCAGCUCUAUAAUAAAACUAUAACACAUUAUUGGAAAA
Molecule: messenger RNA, 1992 nt
Organism: Cataglyphis hispanica
Lineage: Eukaryota; Metazoa; Arthropoda; Insecta; Hymenoptera; Formicidae
Exons: 4
Coding region: 628-1752 (374 amino acids)
Source: RefSeq, a predicted model, not a curated record